This is a messenger RNA of Juglans regia (Persian walnut), 444 nucleotides long. RefSeq names its product cytochrome P450 89A9-like. The transcript has a single exon. Bases 1 to 444 code for a protein of 147 amino acids. Gene Ontology annotation, molecular function: oxidoreductase activity, acting on paired donors, with incorporation or reduction of molecular oxygen, NAD(P)H as one donor, and incorporation of one atom of oxygen; heme binding; iron ion binding. The record is from RefSeq and is a predicted model, not a curated record. NCBI's taxonomy places the organism in Eukaryota, Viridiplantae, Streptophyta, Magnoliopsida, Fagales, Juglandaceae. Gene Ontology annotation, cellular component: membrane.
AUGGUGGCUUGUAAAGAAGUUGUGGAUUGGAUUUUAAGGGUUAAACCGCAUUAUGGGUUCUCUGCUUUGACCAUUUUUCUCACGAUGAAUUACUUUGAUAGGUUGAAUUUCAUGGUGGCAAAGAUGGGCUGGGACCCGAAGGUGUGGGAAGAUCCCAUGGCGUUCAGGCCAGAGAGAUUCUUGAGAGGUAGUGAUGGAGGAGGAGGGGGAGUGUUUGAUAUAACGGGAAGCUGGGAGAUUAAGAUGAUGCCAUUUGGGGCUGGGAGGAGGAUGUGUCCUGGCUCUGGUUUGGCAAUGCUUCAUUUGGAGUACUUUGUUGCCAAUUUAGUAUGGAAUUUUGAGUGGAAGGCUAUGAAUGGUGAUGAUGUUGAUUUGUCAGAGAAGCAAGAGUUCACUAUGGUGAUGAAGGAUCCAUUGAAGGUCAAUCUAUCUCCCAGAUUGUGA